UGUCACCCUUCCAGUGAAAGCUUGACGGACUACUCAAGACUACUGAAAAACAGGGAUGCAGUUGUCUAUGCUGGUGUUAUGGGCACUGGGAACAUCGCUGGUGUGGGCAGAUGCUACCACAGAAGAAGCAAAGCCCAUGGAGGACUCCACUACCUGCUCAAAGAGCUGUAGCUGUAUUAUUGAUGACUAUACUUCAGAGCUCAUCAUCUACUGCAGUGCACGGAACCUUACAUAUGUUCCUGCUGAUAUCCCUGCGUCUACACGUACUUUAUGGCUAGAUGGAAACCUGUUCACUACCCUCUCAGCUGACAUAUUCAAAAAUCUGAGUAAUUUGGACUUCUUGAAUCUACAAAAUGGGCAUCUGUCAAGCCUAGACUCCCAGGUGUUCAAAGGUCUGCAUACUCUUGCUCACCUACACAUGGAGCGAAACAAUCUCCGCUCAUUACCUGCUACCAUUUUUCAAAACACCCCUGGCCUUGCUUCCCUCAAUCUCCACAACAAUCAGCUGUCUCGUAUAGAUGAAAGGUUAUUUGCAGGUCUCUCUCAUAUGUGGCUGCUGAACCUUGGCUGGAAUUCCCUUGCGGUUCUUCCCGAGACUGGAUUUCAUGACCUGCAUGGUUUACGGGAGUUGGUGCUUGCUGGGAAUCGCUUGGCUUAUCUACAGCCUCAACUAUUCCAGGGUCUUGCAGAGCUAAAAGAGUUGGACCUAAGUGGAAACUAUCUAAGAGUUAUCAAGGCCAAUGUCUUUCUGAAACUUUCAAAGCUGCAAAAGCUUUAUCUUGUUCAAAAUCAGAUUGUGACGGUGGCACCUAGAGCAUUUAUGGGCAUGAAGUCUUUGAGAUGGUUGGAUCUAAGCAGAAAUCGUCUUUCAGUGAUACAUGAUGAAACAUUUCUUGGUCUACAUAGCCUAAAUGUACUUCGCCUAUCAAACAACUCAGUAAGCAGCCUAAAGCCAGGUACAUUCCGUGAUCUGCAGUAUCUUGAAGAGCUUUGUCUACGCCACAACCAGAUUAGAGCACUAGGAGAGAAAGUUUUUGAAGGACUGGGUCAUCUUGAGGUGCUUAACUUAGAAUACAAUAGGCUACAAGAGGCACGAACAGGUACCUUCAUGGGACUUAGUCACGUGGCGGUGAUCAAGCUCACUGGUAGCUGUUUCCGCAGUCUUCCAGACCAAGUUUUUAAAGGCCUGUCAAAGCUACAUAGCAUUCAUCUUGACAAAGGCUGUUUGACCAAAGUAUCCACCCAAGGUUUUGCUGGUCUGACAGGCCUACGACGACUUUUCCUACAACACAACAACAUCUCUGUGGUGGAGCGUCAGAGUUUUGUGGAGCUCCAAGGGCUGCAACAGCUUGACCUAAGAUUCAACAAACUGGCAUCACUCUCUUCCCACACCUUCUAUGGAUUAAAGAGUCUUGAUUACCUUCUGCUAUCCAACAAUAUCCUCCGCCACAUUCCAUCAGAAGUACUUCUACCAUUGCAGCACCUAUCUUGGCUAGACCUCUCUGGAAAUAAGCUGGAAGUUCUACUUAAUGCGACAUUACAUAUGCUGCCACUUCUGCACUACCUCAACCUGAAGGAUAAUGCGCUGACCACACUUCCAUCUUCCAUUCCAGAUGGCUUAGACCAACUCUGGCUGUCAGGCAAUAGCUGGAAAUGUGACUGUAGUGCUAAACCUUUCAAGGAUUUCAGCUUGCAGAAGCCACAAGUGAUUCCACGGCAGGUGGAGACCUUGGCAGAGGGUGAAGAACCCCAUACACUUGUCACAAUCUAUAACAACAUCACAUGCGCCAGCCCACCCAGUCUUGCUGGACUGGAUCUGAGAGAUGUCAGCAGUGAACAGUUUUGCUAAAGGUUUUAGAAAUGUGGUUGACAGGCUUUCAUGUUAGCUUCUACAAACAUGACAAAUUAUUAUUUAAUUGUGAACAUUCAAUAUUUCUGUAUUUGUAACUGUAGUGUCAUUGCUUGUAUCACAAUGUUUUGCUGUUUAGCCACAUUUCAUGAAUCCACUGUAAUUCAUACAAACACAAUUUGCUCAGUAUGCACUUCAUCUGAUGAACAAUCACCAUUUAUGUUACUGUAUGUCAAUACCAAGUCUUUGGACUAGCCUUGAUUUAAAUUAAUAUAACUUACCAGUAGCAUGAAUGAUUAAGGAUUCUGUGGUUUUGGUGCCCAUAGUUUCCUUAUCACAAUACUUGCUUUCCUGUUGGUUGUUAUUUGUUAUUAAUGACACAUAAAAUAAUAAAUAAUACACGUUUCAUUAAAUUUAUACUUAAUCAAGGAAA
Messenger RNA from Ictalurus furcatus (blue catfish), 2282 nucleotides. It is a transcript of the gene igfals, whose product is annotated as insulin-like growth factor binding protein, acid labile subunit. The record is from RefSeq and is a predicted model, not a curated record. Lineage: Eukaryota; Metazoa; Chordata; Actinopteri; Siluriformes; Ictaluridae. Gene Ontology annotation, molecular function: protein binding. Bases 56 to 1849 code for a protein of 597 amino acids. Gene Ontology annotation, cellular component: plasma membrane. The transcript has 2 exons.